AUGGGGAACAAACAAACCGUCUUCACUGCACAACAACUCGACGCAUAUCAGGACUGCACAUUUUUCACCAGGAAAGAAAUUUUAAGACUGUUUCACCGUUACCGGGACUUGGCACCUCAGCUUGUUCCACUUGACUACACCAACCAACCAGAUGUGAAGUUGCCAUAUGAGCUAAUUGGCAGCAUGCCAGAGCUGAAGGACAACCCAUUCCGACAGAGAAUAGCUGAAGUGUUCUCUGAAGAUGGAGAAGGCAACAUGACAUUGGAUGAUUUCUUGGACAUGUUCUCAGUGUUGAGCGAAAUGGCACCAAGAGACUUAAAAGCUUACUACGCCUUUAAAAUCUAUGACUUUAACAACGAUGACUUCAUCUGUAAGGCGGACCUGGAAAAAACCCUGAACAAGCUGACACGGAAUGAGCUAACAGAGGAUGAGGUGAGGAUGGUGUGUGAGAAAGUGAUCGACGAGGCAGACCUGGACAACGACGGACGGUUAUCUCUGGAAGAUUUCCAGCACAUGAUUGUGCGAGCUCCUGACUUCCUCAGCACCUUCCAUAUAAGAAUAUGA
This is a messenger RNA of Chanos chanos (milkfish), 564 nucleotides long. It is a transcript of the gene cib3, whose product is annotated as calcium and integrin binding family member 3. Gene Ontology annotation, molecular function: calcium ion binding; magnesium ion binding. NCBI's taxonomy places the organism in Eukaryota, Metazoa, Chordata, Actinopteri, Gonorynchiformes, Chanidae. The record is from RefSeq and is a predicted model, not a curated record. Bases 1 to 564 code for a protein of 187 amino acids. The transcript has 6 exons. Gene Ontology annotation, biological process: calcium ion homeostasis.